This is a messenger RNA of Phytophthora sojae, 1881 nucleotides long. RefSeq lists its product as hypothetical. The transcript is spliced from 7 exons. Lineage: Eukaryota; Oomycota; Peronosporomycetes; Peronosporales; Peronosporaceae. The record is from RefSeq and is a predicted model, not a curated record. Bases 1 to 1881 code for a protein of 626 amino acids.
AUGGGGCUGUCGCUCGGGUGUUCGAAAGACGGAGAUGAACUGGGGAAUGGUGGCAAGAGUAGUAUGCAGUUUGUGGAUGAGUGCGUCGAUGUCCUGCGCUCGUUUGGACGAGUUGGGAUGCUCAUGCUGGAAAGUGCCUCGAUUGACUGCGAGAGGUGUGAAGACUACUUGGCUCUGGCGAAGGAUGCCUUUUCCUCUUCCUUACAGCUGUGGUCUCAAAUCGGCCUCUCGUGUCUGACAAAGUUCAAACGCGGAUUGGAGUUGGAGGACGUUGUGGACGAUCUGUGGGAUUUUUGUGUGGACCGUGUACGUGUGCACCAACUACUUGCAGAUCGCUCAGACAAUGGAGGGGAUCUUCAGGUCAUUGUGUCGUCGUUGCAGGAGUUGAAAAUGCUGGCGCCGUACAAAACUUCAUACGCAAGCACCUUGCUCGGGCUUAUGCAGGACGUGAGCGAUGGGUACAAUAAAGCGGCCCAGCAUGAGCUACAAGUGGCGUUCGCUGAAGAAGCGAUAAGGAUUGGCGAUGCACUUGAGACUAUCUUGCUACCGAUGAUCAGACUCUACGUCGACAACAAGCAAUUUGAAAAAGCGCAUCACUUGCUGUUGGUGUUGUUUCGACAGGACAACCUUUACGACUCCAUCGUGGGAGCUCGCAUCUACGCCCAGGGGUUGUCGUACUCGGGCAAAGGCAACAGGAUCUAUCACGUCCUAAAUGACAACUACGAAGAUGCCGACUUCGUCAUAAAUUUGGAGAUGGCGUGCAACUUUGCUUCGCUUGAAGACAAACGAUGUGGGGCGAUGGAUGAACUCAAAAGGAUUGGACCUGCAUUACUCGCGAUGGAGCGUGAAGGACAAGCCCUGGACAACCGAUUCAUCAGACGAGUUCGGCAGUCCAUUUUUGAUGCGCUUCAGUAUGCGUUCAAUGCUUCCCAGCAUGAGGUCUGUUUGAAGUGCGCAGAAGCUGGUAUAGCUGUGUCUGCAACGUCACAAGACAAAGCGAUGUACAUGAGGGCGAUAUCUCGCUCUUGCAUCCAGUUGGAGCGUUAUGUAGAAGCUUCCGAGUGGGCAAAGAAGGCAUACGACGCAGAGCCUUCUAAACAAUCACUAUUUACAGCGUUUCAAGUGGAACUAGAUGCCAAACCACAAACUUCAGAGGACGAACUACUGCACACUAUCAACCAGCUACGAGCAAGGGACGACUUUGAGAUUGAAGACCUGCUCGCCGUCGGAAAACUAGCCAGUAAUGCCGGCCCAAGUCGUCAAGAUAUCGUGCUAUACGUUUUGGACGAACUCUGUGGGAUGGUGCGAAGCACUGACUAUCCGGCGAAUUUGCCCGUGACAGUAGUCCUGCAAAAUGCAGCUCAACUUUCACUUAGCAAAUUUACCCAGGAUCAAGAUGGAUCAAACUGUGAUUCCAAUGGCUCAUACGGAGAGAAGUUUCUGAAAUACGUCAGUAUGUUGCUCCAGCAAUCAAAACCUGAAGGCGGCAAGCAAGGCAACCAUGUUGGGCCACCUGCAGUCUUCGAAUGGUUCUUCAGAAUGAGCUUUGACAUCGCUCGAAGCACCGAGGAUUCCAAAUAUUUUGUCACCGCAGCAGAUAUCGCCGAGCGAAGUGAUGAGCUGUACAUGGAUCAUUCACCCUAUCUAAUGAGCAAGACAAUUGUCAGGCUUCAACUGCUGAUUCAAGCAGGUUCCAUCGACACAAGCAAGCUGUGCUAUCUACUCCGGCGUCUCAUAAUGCUGGCGGAUUCGAAAACAAAAGCAUACAAGUGCUUUGAGCAACUAUUCCAACUCAUUGACAGUGUGGACAUGCCGUUGUCUGACCUCGACAUGGAAUGGUUUGUCGCCAAAGCAUGGAACACCGUAAGUGCGUUGCGUUGA